AUGAAGAAUCAGGUCAUGAUGGUGGGCGUGGGGCGGCGCGUGUCGGGCGUGGGUGCGGGUCUGCGGGCGGCGUGGGCGGGGUCCAGGAGCUCGAGGGAGGAGCACCGCGCCGGUCUAGCGCUACUGCUGGGUCUGUGUGUCAUAGCCAGCCUGACCCGGGGGGGUCGAGCCGCCGCCGCCGCCGGCAGCCGCAACAACAUGGGCGUGGGCGAGUCGACCCGCACGAUACAGUGUCCGUCGAUGCAUGAGAUCUCACCAUGCACUUGCCGGGUUAUAACAAAAGGCAAGGACUCCGGUUAG
This is a messenger RNA of Cherax quadricarinatus, 300 nucleotides long. The record is from RefSeq and is a predicted model, not a curated record. NCBI's taxonomy places the organism in Eukaryota, Metazoa, Arthropoda, Malacostraca, Decapoda, Parastacidae.